Messenger RNA from Nasonia vitripennis (jewel wasp), 4304 nucleotides. It is a transcript of the gene ewg, whose product is annotated as DNA-binding protein P3A2. NCBI's taxonomy places the organism in Eukaryota, Metazoa, Arthropoda, Insecta, Hymenoptera, Pteromalidae. The transcript has 8 exons. Gene Ontology annotation, cellular component: nucleus. Gene Ontology annotation, molecular function: DNA-binding transcription factor activity, RNA polymerase II-specific; RNA polymerase II cis-regulatory region sequence-specific DNA binding. Bases 626 to 2272 code for a protein of 548 amino acids. The record is from RefSeq and is a predicted model, not a curated record. Gene Ontology annotation, biological process: regulation of transcription by RNA polymerase II.
GGCCGCCGCCGCCGCCGCCGCCGCGACAGCAGCGUAGUCUCUCGGACAGUUCUCGGGCAUCGAGAGUUAGAGCGAGAAAGAGAGAGAGAGAGAGAGCAUCAUCGUCAUUAUUACAUAGGUAGUGUCGCUCUCGCGGUGUGUGUAUGUGUCCCAACUAUACAGAGCGAGAGUCCGCCCUACAUGGCGCUGCUGAUCAAUCCAAGAAGUAGCAACAACAGCGGCAGUACUGGCAUCGUGUUCCAGGAGAAGAGCCGAAGAUAACGAGCGCGGAGGAACGAGAGAGAGAGAGAGAGAGAGAGCGCAGUAGCAGUAGCAGCAGCAGCAGCAGCAGCACCGAGAGCAGAGCAGCACACACGGUGCACGAGGUGAUGUAAAGGAGCCAUCCCCCGAGUACGAGACCGCCCCUCAACGAGGCCGUGAAGCGAAGAGCGCGUGGUCGCACAUAUAAGGGAGGAAGGAUUCUGGACUCAGCGUGACAAACCCACCGGCCAAGCUGUCUACCACGGACAUAGAGGCCGGCGGUGAAAUCGUCCUCCCCGUUAAAGAGGAGGAGGAGGCUCAUCCCGGCGGAACCGAACUGGAGGCAGCGACUACGGCGAUAACAAUAUCGCCGUACGAGGACACGAUGACUUCGCUGACCAACGCAGAGUCCGACAGGACGGAUCGGAUGACCGAUGACGAGGACGACGAGCCUUCGAGCGGCUCCGAGACUUACGAGGAGGGCGACUUGCUCGCGUCCGCUAUGGACGAUGACGUGACGGCCCAGCUCGCCGCUGCAGGACCUGUCGGCGUUGCAGCAGCCGCGGCUAUCGUCUCGGCGAAGAAACGGAAACGACCGCACAGUUUUGAAACUAAUCCUAGUAUUCGAAAACGACAGCAGAAUAGGCUAUUACGAAAAUUGAGGCAAACCAUUGAUGAGUUCGCGACCCGAGUCGGCCAACAGGCGGUUGUGUUGGUGGCGACGCCCGGCAAACCGAACAGCAGCUACAAGGUAUUCGGCGCGAAACCGCUCGAGGAUGUAGUGAAGAAUCUCAAAGCCGCGAUAAUGGAGGAGUUGGAGAACGCACUGGCGCAGCAGGCACCGCCACCCGUCCAAGACGACCCGUCGCUCUACGAGCUGCCACCUCUCAUAAUCGACGGAAUACCCACGCCGGUAGAAAAGAUGACCCAAGCCCAGCUUCGCGCCUUCAUACCUCUCAUGCUCAAGUACUCGACGGGCCGAGGCAAACCCGGCUGGGGCCGCGAGAGCACGAGGCCGCCGUGGUGGCCGAAGGAACUACCCUGGGCCAACGUACGUAUGGACGCCCGAUCCGAGGAUGAGAAACAGAAGCAGAUCUCCUGGACCCACGCCCUGCGGCAAAUCGUCAUCAACUGUUACAAGUUCCACGGUAGGGAAGACUUACUGCCGGCCUUUAGCGAAGAGGACGACAAGUCGCAAAUACUGAUACAGCAGCCCUCGGCGCACUCCUCGACGCAGCAGUCAUCGGCUAGCCAGGGCAGCCAAUCCCAACAGACGGUGGGGGUCGUUCGCAUCAGCAGCACUGGUUCAUCUAAGGGAAACUCAUCGCCAACGCAAAUCAUUGCCGCGUCACCCACGGCUCUCACUGCCACCCAAGUGACAGUGGAUGGGUCUGAACGAGGCACAUGGAUGACGCAAUAUCCGACGGUUCUGCAAACGAUAACAAAUCCCGAUGGAACAGUUUCCCUAAUUCAGGUAGAUCCAAGCAAUCCGAUUAUCACGUUACCUGACGGUACAACCGCUCAAGUGCAAGGAGUUGCUACUAUUCACACGAGUCAGGGAGAAGUGCAAACCCUCGCUGAAGUCAGCGGUACGGACGGUACCAGCGUCGCGGUGGAUCUGAACAGUGUUACCGAGGCUACGCUGGGCCAAGACGGUCAAAUUAUUCUCACCGGCGAGGAUGGACAUGGCUACCCGGUGUCCGUAUCGGGCGUGAUAACCGUGCCGGUCCCGGCCAGUAUGUACCAGACGAUGGUGGCGAAUAUCCAGAACGACGGUACGAUGCAGGUGAUGACACCGAUGGUGCAAGUGCCGAAAGUCGAGCCGGGCAACGGAGAGGCAAGCAUCGAGGCGGUGACGAUCCAAGGCCAUCCGACGAUGACGAUGAUCAACGCCGCAGGCGAGCACCAAGUGCUACAGGUCAUAUCGCUCAAAGACGCGAACGCCCUCACCAAGGCCAUGCAGGUCGAAGUCGUCAAGGACGAGGACAGCCAGCAGGCUACGCAGCAGCAGGCUGAGUCCAGCCCCGAGUAAUGGAGAUCUUUGAGUCCCCAGCUGGAGGGCUCGUUUAUUGAUCAUAUUGUAUAAUGUAUAUGAGGAACUGUGUUGGUGCGCGCAACAAAGAGAUGGACUUGUUCGGCGCUCGUCAUUCCACAAAUUGUUAUUUGCAAUGUGCAUUUGCGGUGAGACUCGUGAGAUGAUAUAAAUUAGGUGAAGGAAGAGAGAGAGAGAGAGAGAGAGAGAGAGAGAGAAAGAGAGAGAAAUGUUGAGAGCUGCGGUUAUAUAUCUAUCUACACAGAUAAUUUUUCACCGAGUAUAAUGUAUAACGGUUUUAAGAGAAACUUUUAGAUAAGCCGAGCAAUUGAAAAGCUUCAAAAGCAUUUUGAGAAAAUUCACUAUGAUUUCCAAAGAAUUUUAAGAGUACUUAUUGUAAUGUAAUCAAUCACGGUCGCUAUAGCAAUUUAUUUCUUAGCAAUAGGUGUACGAAUAUUCGUUUCGUAAAUUAUCUAGGCAAAAAUAUUAUUAAUGUUUGGAAAAAGGGACAACUUUUUGGUGGUUUGGUAAAUUAAAAAGAAUUACUUUCAUUGAAAACUCGUCUUGGAAUAUUUGAUAACAUUUGAUGUACUUAAGGUGUGAGCAUUACAGAAUCGAUUUGCACUUUCAAAAGAUAACGUUGGUGACUAAAAAUGUACAUAUAGAUACGUUAAAAAAAUAUCUUUAUCUUGCAACGCAAACGUUUCUUCUAUUAUCAACUUUACGAGGGCCGCGGUAAUAGCACGGGACUGAUCAGUUUUUAAAAUGAAUUGUCAUUUUUUUUUUAAUUUAAGUUCCAAUAAAUGCUAAGAUUAAUUAUGAAUAAUAUCGAUAAGUAAAUAAUUUAAGUAAUGUAAGAUUAUCUAGUCAAAUGAAUAAUUAGAAAGUGGAUAGAUCUGAUUUUGAUAUCUCAAUGGACUGUUUGUAUUUUAUGGUCAAACCUAGGUUGAUAUUGUUAAACGCCGGUUUGACAAAAUGAGAGAAAUCAAACAGAGUUAUGAUUGGUCCAAUAUAGUAUAAUUUUUAAUGUAGAAUUUGAUUUUUUUCUAAUCUGAAAGUACAUAAGAGGUGAUGGUAUUAUAAAGAAGAAUGUAGCUUUUAGUUCAAAAACUACUCUUCCAUGAAUCAGAAAUAUUAUGAAUCGAUGUAGUUGCGAUGAAAAGAAAUUUGAAAUUUGAAUCCAAAAUGGUAUAUUACUUACUAGUGACUUGUCGUAUGAUGAGUAAUAAUUUUGUUGAAUAAUUUUCAGCUGUUAAUGAUAGUCAAUAGAGAAUAAUAAUAGUUGAUAGACCAACAGAUUUACAAUUCAUGUUGUAGCACUGUUAGGGAAAGUCUUUGAAUUUUCUGAGAGGUACAAAUAGAAACUAAGAUUUGAAAAUUUGCGGAUUCAAAAUUUAAAUGCACAUCAUCUGUUUAGCGCGAAUCGUAGUCUGCUAGGUUUUGUAAAAUAUCUCUCUGAAAUUAUUCAGAUACUUUUGAAAUUAAUGAUUUUGACAUUUAUAUGAGUGCAUGCGGAAGUUAAAUGUCUAAUCAUUGUUUUGAUACACUGUACCUAUAUUUCAAGUGAAUAUAAUUGGAUUUGUUUUUUGUGAUUUUAAUAUUGAGGUGUAAUAUUACCUUUAUUAAAUUUUUCCCAAAAACGCGACGACGUGGAUUGUGCAAUUCUUAGUAAUACGAUCAUGUAAUCAAAGAACAUUCUAAUGAGUACCAUAAUUCGAGAAAUUUUCAAAAAAGAUUUUUAUUGCAUUGUGUUUACAGAUAGUUGAAUUGACACAAAUUGACACUUAUUGUAAAUGAAACAUCUGCAAGUUGUAAAAGUAUGUUUGAGCUCGCGCUAGAGAUAUGUGUAUAAUACUUCUAUCGCUGUGUACUAUGUAAUGUAAUUUGUAAAUAUGUCGUCUAUGUGUCGCCUUUAAGCUUUGGUUAUUUUUGGUGUAAAGAAAGAAAAAUGGAAGCUUGUUCCAGUUGUUUCUUGAUGAAAGCGACGAAAGGAACUGACAAAAAGAAAAAUAAUUAAAAUGAUUAAAAAAUA